Messenger RNA from Prosopis cineraria, 2413 nucleotides. Its product is annotated as protein ACCELERATED CELL DEATH 6-like. Gene Ontology annotation, cellular component: plasma membrane. Gene Ontology annotation, molecular function: protein phosphatase regulator activity; protein phosphatase 1 binding. The transcript is spliced from 3 exons. The record is from RefSeq and is a predicted model, not a curated record. NCBI's taxonomy places the organism in Eukaryota, Viridiplantae, Streptophyta, Magnoliopsida, Fabales, Fabaceae. Bases 25 to 2001 code for a protein of 658 amino acids.
UCUAUCUAUCUUAACAGAAGACAUAUGGAUCAAGUCCAAAUUCCAACGGAAGGGCAUGAAGCAGCAAACUGGAGACAGAGAUGCAAUCAUAAGUUUCAAAUUCUGAAGGCACAACAGUUCUCCAUUGCCCAUAGUAAAACUCCACCUUCACAACCAAAGUUCUUUUGGGAGAAGAACACUCAGCUUUUAUUUGAACUAAAAAAGGCUGUUCAAGUUGGAAAUAUAGACGUGUUUGUUGAGAUUUUGGAGCUAGCAUGUCGAGAGAAGAACCUACUUUUGUCUGCCAUUUUUUACCAAGACACGCUGGCCGGUGAUUCACUGCUCCAUGAGGCUGCCUAUUUUGGAAGAGCAGACAUUGCAGGUCUGGUUGGCUUUCACUUUCCUCAACUUCUCACCCAUAGAGACAUGAAGCUAGGUGAUACCCCACUUCAUGUUGCAGCAAAAGGAAACAGUUCAGAAGUUAUCAGCGUCAUUCUCUCCCUGUGUGGUGCAUUCGCACAAAAAUCAGUAUCUUUGGUGGAGAAGAUUGAAGCAGAUGAGCAGAUCAUAACAAGAUUAGCCAAUAAAUACGGAAACACAGCUUUGCAUGAGGCUGUUUGUAAGAAGAAUGUUGAUGGGGUCAAACUUCUCUUCCCUGCAGACAGAUGUGUAGCUCAUUAUUUGAACAACUCUGGUCAAUCCCCGUUGUAUUUGGCAGUUCUGAAUGGAAAUAAGGAAAUAGUUUAUGCUCUGUUGGAAGCACCAUUUCCGGAUGACAAGCUUCUGCUCUCAAACUGCCAUGGAAUCUCUCCUCUGCAUGCUGCCAUCGACACAAAAAAUGGAGAUUUGAUAGAGCAGAUAGCAGCGAGAAAACCAGAGCUAAUGUAUGUGAGAGACGAAGAUGGAGGAAAUCCUUUACAUUAUGCAGCAUCUUCAGGUUAUGUUGAAGGCGCUUGUAUCCUAUUAAGCAAAUCUUCUCUAAGUGCCUUAGAACAGAAUGCAAAGGGCCAUCUUCCUAUUCACCUCGCUUGCAAAUGGGGUCAUCUUAAUGUGGUCAAGGAGUUUCUUGCACAAGAAUGGGCAGAUGAUUCUAGAUUAUUGCUCAAUCGUAAAGGUCAAAAUUUGCUUCACCUUGCAGCAAAGAACGGACAACAUAAUGUGGUGAAAUUUUUAUUGAGAAACUAUAAAAAAAUUGACAUAAACGAGCAAGACCAAAAUGGGAAUGCUCCAUUGCAUUUGGCCUCGAAAAAAUCUUUCCCCAACAUUCUUUUCUCUUUUACAAGAGAUAAGAGAAUUGAGGUGAAUCUCUUGAACUAUAAAGGUUUGACUGCACUGGACAUGCUUUUGUUAGAACUGAAUCCUGAAGCUCCAAUUUCACUAAUCCAGUUCCUAUCAAAAGCCAUAUUCGAUUCAGUGGAUGCACUGACAACGGACAAGGGAAGAAGCAUGCUUCGUGAACGGAGAAAAGCACCAAAACUGAAAUGGAUAAAGCGAGGAGCAAACACACUCAUGCUAGUGGCUAUCCUGAUAGUAACAGUGACAUUUGCGGCUGGGUUUACUGUGCCUGGCAAUGUUUACAGUUCUGAUGAUACUGAUAAAGGGAUGGCGGUAUUGGGUAAGAGAACCAUGUUUAAGAUAUUUGUGAUUUUCAACACAGGAGCCAUGUACUGUUCUACACUUGGAUCGCUUCUUCUGAUGUGGGCACAAUUUGGUGACUUCUACUUAGCGAGAAGUGCCUUUUUCUUUGCAUUUCAUAUGGUAGGUUUAGCACUGGUGACAAUGAGUCUAGCGUUCGCGGCAGCAGUGCGGCUGGUUGUGACCAAUGUGUCAUGGCUUGCUGAGCUUGUAACAUCCAUCGGGGUCAUCUUCUUUUCCUUCAUUUUAGGUCAUUACAUUUCAGCAAUUUUUCUACUCGGACUCCACGGACAUCUACUGGGCCGCCAAGUCAGCAAUCUUCUUAUUAGGAUUUUUAUUUUAGUGUAUGGAAGAACUCCCAAGAUAAUGUCUAGGUUCGAAAUUUGAGCGUACUUAAAAUUGAAUUUCACGCCUAAUGUUGACUUGUUUUAAUUAUUUAUCAGCCCUAGUUCCAGUUAUUACAUAUUGGCUAGGACCUGUCGACACUUGUAUAUUUUGCAAGUUCUAGCAUCAGUGGGCAUCCUUUUUUUGGAUUUGUCGUCAGGAUUGAUGAUGUUCUUCUUGCUUACGCAAUGUGUUGUUAGGUGCUGCGAACACAUCCGCACAGAAAGAGCUCUCUCAUUCGCUAUGGUUGAUAUAAGAACUCAUGUCUAGAUUAUAUAUUUUCGUUGGAAAAAGAGUGACCUCCAUCUGAGGAUGGCUAUUUCAAGAUAUGGGAGUCCUGGUGUGUAUAAGAAGUGAUGAGCAUUUCAGAAAUAAGACGUGCGAAAUUAGGAACAAUAAGGAAGGAGAUGCGAUU